ACUACACGGAAACAAAGUUCCUUUCACUUCUUCUUUCUUUGCUCCGAUUUCCUGAUUCAUUGUUCUUCAGCCUUUGUUUUUUUCACUAUUACUGUAUUUUCUUCAAUUGUUGAAGUUUUUGUUUCUUUUUUGUCGAUACCUUAUCCUUCGUGAAAAGGAUUUUGUAAUAAAGGAGACAGUUUUCGGUUUUGCCGCGUUGAGAUCUGGUUUUGGAUUCCUGCAACGAUGCUGCAUAAGAGCUUCAAGCCUGCAAAAUGUAAGACAUCGCUGAAGUUGGCGGUUUCGCGGAUUAAGCUUUUGAGGAAUAAGAAAGAUGUUCAUGUCAAGCAGCUGAAGGGAGAAUUGGCCAAGUUGCUCGAGGCUGGACAGGAUCAGACGGCUAGAAUUCGGGUGGAACACUUUGUUAGAGAAGAGAAAUCGAAGGAAGCGUAUGAACUCAUCGAAAUAUUUUGCGAGCUAAUUGUGGCACGUAUGCCAAUGAUCGAGUCCCAAAAAAAUUGCCCGAUAGACUUGAAGGAAUCAGUCUCGAGUGUCAUUUUUGCAUCGCCCAGAUGUGCAGAUAUUCCAGAGCUCUUGGACGUUCGUAAACACUUCAAAGCAAAAUAUGGAAAAGAAUUUGUCUCAGCUGCAGUGGAACUACGCCCAGAAUGUGGUGUGAAUCGCAUGUUGGUCGAAAAACUAUCUGCUAAAGCACCUGAUGGUCCGAGCAAAAUUAAAAUCUUGACUAAAAUUGCUGAGGAAUAUAACGUAAAAUGGGAUCCCAAAUCCUUUGGUGACAACAUCAACCCUCCGGCUGAUUUGUUGAAUGGCCCAAAUACUUUUGGGAGGGCUAGUCAAAUACAGAUGGAGGCUAUUGGUGGCCAACCCUCACUUGAUCACAAUAACAGGGGAUCUCCUAAUAUUCAAGCUCCACCCGAAUCUGAUGAAAGGCAACGUAUACCUGAAGACCCCGUCAAUCGCAAUUUGAGAUCAAACCAUCAUCCCCAGCAAUCCAACUUUGCUGAUGUCAAUGCUAAUCAAAGCAACUUCACUGGCCAUCGUAAUUCAGAAGCAAGAUCUUCUGAAACUAGUGCAGAGGGGAUGCAUAGGUACUCGAAUUCUGGUGAUCAAAAUAAUUACGCUUCAGGCAGGCAGCAUUGGGGUAUGGACUUUAAGGAUGCUACCUCUGCUGCGAAGGCAGCUGCUGAAUCUGCAGAACUGGCAAGCCUUGCUGCCCGAGCUGCUGCAGAACUUUCUAGUCGUGGAAACGUAUCCCAACCAUCCUCUUCAGAGUUCCAUCAAUCUUCAUCUUAUAAUUUAAGGGCUGAAGGACCUCAAGGAUAUGCUAGCGGAAAUUUGCGAGAUCAACAGCUUCCUAAAGACCAAUUUGUCAGUGCCCCUCAUAAAAGUUCCAUGCCGGAUGAUAAUUGGAGAGACAACGACACAAGAAGAUUUAUGGGGAAUGAUGCCAAGAAUUUUAGCUAUCCAUCUUCAAGUGCCAGUAACAAUGAUGUUAACAUAUCAGCAACCAAUUUCAAUGCGGCAGACCGUUACUCUCUCAAGAACUCAUCCGAACCUGGGUUUAGGGACUCCCUUGGUAGUAGUGCAUCUGUGGAGAAGCAACCCAGAAAAUUUGAUGCUAACGCAUCUGUAACCAGUUUCAAUGCAGCAGAUAGAUCCUCUUUCAAGAAUCCGUCCAAUCAUGGGUUCAGUGACCCUCUUGAUAGUGUGGAUAUGCAACCCAGAAACUUUGGUUCUAACACAUCUGUCACUAAUUUCAGUGAAUCAGAUAGAUACUCUCUCAAGAACCCAUCUGAACCUGGGUUUAGAGACCCUCUUGGUAGUAGUACCAGCAUGGAGAAACAACCUAGAAACGUUGAUGUAGAAUAUGUUAAUGAUCAGCCAUUUGGUAUGGGUUUUGAAAGAACUAGUUCCUAUGGAGAUUCGAGGAUUGGAAAUAGUUCAAAUAAAGUUCCUUCCCAUGAGAAGCUGGUGAACGAUACUUACGAGAAUCCUUUUGCCAUGGAUAAACCAAGUGACCAUGAAAGUACUGUUGAUACGAAUUUUAACGAUCAUGCUAGUGCGGUCUUCGAUGAUUACGGUCCAGAUGAUGAUUGUGUUCCAGACUACGAAUACCAGAGAAGACAAUCUAUUCUUGAACCCUCAUCGCCUAAGGGGAAGGUGCCAAUAAACUCAGCAACGGAUGAUACCUGGGUCUUCAAGCAAAACAUGAAUGACUCUCCUGAGAAGUCUGUUUCACACUCGCAAAUUUCUGAUCGUGCUUCUUUGUUUGCUGGGAAUGUGGGAAGUUUUGACGAUCCUUCCCAUUCUGAUGACUUGUUGCCGGCAACUUUUGACCAUUCAGAUGGACCUAGUUCUGAAAGUGAGAAAGAGCCGGAAGAAUUUGAGGUGAUUGGUAAAGAUCACUAUAGCAAAUUCUCUAAGAGGCAGAAUUUGCCAUCUGAAAAACCAGAAUGGUCUCAAAACAUUAGUCAUGGAUCACCUGGAUCUUCAGAUGAGGAUAAUAGAAACACGCCAUCUCAUCGCCUCUCCUCCGAGCUUCCACUUGUCCAUGAAUUGAAGAAGAAAGACAGCCCACCAAGGUCUCUUGAUAUUCUACACGAUAGUGUAAUACUAGAAGAAUCGACUUCAGAAAGCAACAGUGGCUUGAAUUUUGGGAAACUGAAGGGUGGCCUAAGAAAUCAAAAGAGUAAUCCUAGGCGUUCACAUGCAAGCAAUUCAUCAAUAAGUGACUUAUCAUCCAAACAAGCGUGUGAAAACGAUGCCUCAAAAACUGCCCAGCCUACCUUAGUUUCUUCUUCGACAACCAGGACUUCGUUUAGAUCAAAUGCUCCCAGUGAACUAUAUGAUGGAAGUGUAGAAGAAAAACCAGGUGAAGAGAAGGGCCUGCGAGCCAAGUUUGAUAGCUUUAACUCGAAUCUUGAUGAUUCAAAGGAUAAUUUCUCGGAUUAUACUGUUAGAAGUGAUCAAGAGCGGCACAAAAACAAAGAGGUGGAUGAAAUAUCAAAGAAGCCAGCCCCAACAAGAAUUGGAGUGAAGUAUCCUGGUUUCCAUGAUGACGAUGAUUCUGAAGAAGAUUCACCUGGACAAAAUGUGAAAAAUAGUCCUCAUCGAGUUAUGGGUCUUUCUAGACGGACCAAAGCAUCUCCUAAAACUCCAAGUUCACGUAUGGAGGACUCGUACGGGACACCCACGAGUCAUGAGGAUGUAAGUGAGAGAAAAGCUUCAAGAAGUUAUGAUGCAUCCAAAUCUCCAUUGAAGGCAAAGACUGGAACAAGAUACUCUGAUCACUAUGAAAGUUCAAGGCAGCCUCAAUCAUCUAAACCUUUCAACCAAACUCCUGAAACUAAGAGGUCCUAUAAUGAGGAAAGGUUGAAAUCUUCUGCGAAGGAACGGCAAUCCUAUUAUCCUCCUCCAGAGUUAGAUAGGCUGGGCAAUUUCGAGAGUUCGAGGGGGACAACUGCAGCUUCUGCAAAGACUCGGGCUCAAUCGAGCAACUCGGAGCAGCCUCAAUCAAUGAAACCUUCCAAACCAAGUCCUGAAACCAAAAGGUCUUUCCAUGAAGAAAGACCAACAUCUUCUACGAAGGAACGGCUAUCCAAUCCUUCCCCGAAAAUGGAAACACAAGACAACACUGAGAGUUCAGAGAAGGAGAAGACCAAGGCAGUUGAGAAAGCCAGCCAUGUUCACCCAAAGCUUCCCGACUAUGACAACUUUGCAGCACACUUCCUUUCACUCCGACAGAAUAACAAGGAUGUGCAGGUUAAAGGAGACAAUUUGAUUCAUGAUUUGUAGUUGGGGGGAAAGAAACAUUCUGAAGCUAAUGAAAACUACA
Cucurbita pepo subsp. pepo (vegetable marrow) is the source of this 3835-nucleotide messenger RNA. RefSeq names its product Regulator of Vps4 activity in the MVB pathway protein. NCBI's taxonomy places the organism in Eukaryota, Viridiplantae, Streptophyta, Magnoliopsida, Cucurbitales, Cucurbitaceae. Gene Ontology annotation, biological process: protein transport. The record is from RefSeq and is a predicted model, not a curated record.